AUGCUGAGCUGCACCUCUGUGUGGGUUGGCGGUGCUGCAGGCAAGGACAUGCCUACCGUGAUUGCUGGGAUGGAUACUCUUCGACAGCACGUUGAUGCGACUCAAGCGCUCUUCGACUCCUACAAUGGCGGUUUGCUCUCAUCUCUGGAGUUGGGGCGUUCGAUCUGGAAUGUGUACUCUUCAACGAAGUCGGCUCGAAGUCACUGGGACGCGGCGUCCCCGUUUGAAGGCGAAGAUGUUGCUGAUAUCCUGGUCUCCUAUCAUGCUAUGAGGCGCUCGAUUGCAUCUGCUGUGGAUUCUGCAAGCAGUAAGGGAUCGAUCUACGACAAAAGCGGUGUACGAAUGAUGGCUGUCGGCAUGUUGCAGCUUUUCGAGAAUGAGCGGAGCGACUUUCAGCAGGCAGCCCGGGCAAAGAUCCCCGAAUCUUUUCAUGAUAGCAUCGCCGGUCCUGUGGCAAGCCUGGAGAAAGAAUUUCAGAGUGCGAUGAAGGCGUUGGCAUAA
Penicillium oxalicum is the source of this 501-nucleotide messenger RNA. Its product is annotated as cell wall mannoprotein 1 family protein. Gene Ontology annotation, cellular component: extracellular region. NCBI's taxonomy places the organism in Eukaryota, Fungi, Ascomycota, Eurotiomycetes, Eurotiales, Aspergillaceae. The transcript is spliced from 2 exons. The record is from RefSeq and is a predicted model, not a curated record. Bases 1 to 501 code for a protein of 166 amino acids.